AUGUGUUUAGAAUUCUUGUCAAACGAUGAAAAGGAGACCGUCAAGAAAGCUUUUCCUCAUCUGUUUUUACUCGUUGAUCAACAAGAAGUAUCUUGCAAUGAUCUUCGGCAACAGCUUGAAAAGGACGCUUCGCAGGUGGCCUCUGUGGUUCAAGGUUGUUCGUUUUUGCGAAAGCUUUUCGAUAACGAUCAACAGUAUUAUCGUGUUGUGAAGCAAGUCUCGUUUGUUCUUCCUAAAGCAACCCUCUUACAAGAACUCAGAAUCAGAUUGAUUGACUCUCCUGGUUUUGGUCCGCGCUUUGUGAGCAAUAUAAAUUCUCUUGAAGAACUUUUGAAAGAAAGACAACACUCUCAACAGCAGUUUCUUGAUCAGUUUUCGACAAGACUUUCCGUUGGAUCCAAACAAGACGAGGAAGUGAUUGGUCCCGGCUUAACGAGGAUGGACAUUUCUGGUAGCUUCAUUCAUGAAGUAAAUGAUCAAAAGCAGUGGCAAACAGUUAUUCAAAGCCUGGAGCGUUGUGUGAACAACGAGAGAGAACGAAUGUGUAAAGAAAUGGAAUUUGAAGUUUGGGGCACGAUUUGCGGUGCCGCAUCUUUUCUCCUUAGCCAGGUGGAAAUUCUGAGUAACCCUCAAAAGAAGAAUUAUAAGGAUAUCAAGUCGGUACUCAAAAAAUUGCUGCUACACUACAUGGAGAGUCCACUCCCAGAACCAAGGAUUCAGCAGAAUCAUGAACUGUACAUUCCCAACCGUGUUCCAAAAGAUUGGCAGGAUGCCGUGCAAAUGAAAAUAGUUCAGGAAGGAGAUUUUGUUGUAACCAACAACAUUGAGAGAAAGACACUGUCCAAGCUUGUCUUGAAAGAGCUGCCACCUCCUUUACCAAUUACGUCGGAACAUGAUUAUGAAAUUACCAUCACUUUUAAACGCAAUUCUUCCAGUAAUAACAUGCAGGACAAUGAUGACGUUCAAGCAACCAUUUCAACACUUCCAUCCAUUCCAAAUGUAUUCAAAAAGUUGCUAUCUGUUGAGGAGUUGAAAAUGAAUACUGCAAGAGUCGCUCCAAUAUUCUACAUUGUUCCAUUGGACGACCAUUUAAACGACCAUGUACUGCGUUCGUGCUCUGUAUUGCAACACUUUGCAUCAAACACUGAUAACCACAAUGGCGAUAGGGACAGCACUACUACCUGCAACCGAGAUGGUUACUAUUUCUUUCUUAUUUGCCCAAAUAAGAUAUGGACAACAUUCAAAUCAAAAUAUAUCCAACAUUUAAAGACAUUGUUUGUUCCAAUUCUAAUUGAUACAAACGAUACUUCCUCAACUAUGACACAUGGAAUCCUGUUAUCUGCAACUAUUCUGUGUGCUGUCAAAUUACAGCUCUCAGUGAUCCAUAUUAUUGAAAGAAACAUACCCAAAAUCUAUGAAAUCGACAACACCAAGGAGUACAAACCUUGUGCUUUGGGUAGAGCUCUAAAUUUUCAGGAAUUGAUAUUAUCGCAAGCAAUUAGCAUUGAUUUUGAUAACUUGGAAAAUAUUUACAGGGACAUUAGACACAGAGCAGCAGUCAAGUUAUGUUUGCCUGUCCAAAGAGUAUUUGGUGAAUUCUUUGAACAGGAAUGCAAAAAGACUGUUGAGUUUGUUCAGGAUGUCAGAAUUCAAUUGCAAGAAAUAGAUGAGGCUUGUAAAAUGAAUUUUAAGAAAGAAUUUAUGGAUACCAUUUCCAGUAGCAAUAUUGGAAAAGUGGGAAUGUGGAAUGGACUUACUUCCAUUUGGGGCAACCAGAAAAGUAUCAGCUGCGCUGAAAACUUCGCUGUUGCUUUACAACAUAGCCCAAUAUCUACCUACUACAUUCCGGCAUUCACCAAGACAGAUGGAAUUAUUCUACCAGUCAGCGACGAAGUGAUUUUUAAUCAAAGUGAUGGACAUGAUCACGAGAAUAAGACCAUCCAAGCCAUUUACAGAGGCCAGGACACGGAAAUGACCUCUCUCAAAGCUGCCAUGUUGCAACAUGGAGUUGGAAGUCUCUUGCAAAAAGCGUUCAUCUACAAAAACAAGGAAGAUGAUGUUGUUGAAAACGUGGACGAGAGAGCGGAAGAAGUAGAGGAAGCCAAUGAAACUGGUGACGAAUCAUUAAUUCCUUCUUCACCAAAGAAAAGAAAACAAGCUCCUUCUGUAUCCUCGCAGAGAAGAAAGAAAUAA
This is a messenger RNA of Naegleria lovaniensis, 2193 nucleotides long. RefSeq lists its product as uncharacterized. The transcript has a single exon. The coding region runs from base 1 to 2193 and encodes 730 amino acids. The record is from RefSeq and is a predicted model, not a curated record. NCBI's taxonomy places the organism in Eukaryota, Heterolobosea, Eutetramitea, Acrasida, Naegleriidae.